Daktulosphaira vitifoliae (grape phylloxera) is the source of this 678-nucleotide messenger RNA. Its product is annotated as 2-iminobutanoate/2-iminopropanoate deaminase-like. Bases 90 to 446 code for a protein of 118 amino acids. The transcript is spliced from 4 exons. Lineage: Eukaryota; Metazoa; Arthropoda; Insecta; Hemiptera; Phylloxeridae. Gene Ontology annotation, cellular component: cytosol. The record is from RefSeq and is a predicted model, not a curated record. Gene Ontology annotation, molecular function: deaminase activity.
UAGAAUCUGUUCUGUCAAUAAAUUAAGUAAUCAAUCGCUCUCAAGAUUACACGUGACUCUUUAGUAUAACUUUGAAAUUAAUUUCUAAUAUGCCAACUAUAAAUAAAAUGAUAAUAGUUGAACCAAAACAAAAUGGAAAUCUUAAAAGUAAUGCGGUCGUUGCUUAUAACAUCGUUUAUACUUCUGCAAUUUAUGGCAAAAAUAGAAUCAAUGGAAAAUUUCCUGAACAAUUUAUUGAUGAAGUCCAUCUAGCAUUUAAAAAUCUCUCUUAUACUUUAGAAACUGCUGGAGCAUCUUGUGAAUCAGUUAUUAAAGUUGUUAUUUACAUUAAAACUUACAGUGUAGCUAGAAUGAUCAAUGAUGUAUUCUCAAAAUAUUUUUCUAUUCCAUAUUGUGCAAGAUUACAAAUGCAAGUUGAUCAAUUACCAGAAUAUCAUUUUUUUUAAAGGGAGCUGGAAUUUCAGUUGAAGCCAUUGCAGCAGUCCUUCCAAUCAAUAAGAUAAAAAUCGAAAAGUAAAACUAAAAUUAUAUUAUCAUUAUAUUAAAAAUUUUUAAAAUACUAAAAAAAAAGAUAAACAAAUCUAUUUGAAUAAUAAUAUUUAUAUUUCUGUAAAUUUUAGAAAACCUAUGUUGUAAAAAUAUUAAUAAAGAAUAAAAUUAUGUUAUUUUUCAAGUUAA